AUUUUGCUAUUAAAGACUUGUACUGUCCUUUGUUUACAGCAUCAAGGAUUUGCAUAAAUGCUAGUCUUUAAAGUUAUUCAUUUUGAUAUUUAUUUAUAAAAGAUGGAAGAACGCAUAUUCAUUUAGAAGAAAGUCAAAACCGAUUCUGAGCUCUGUCAAGAGUAUGACAAAGGCUCUGUUAUGCUAUAAACAGUAACCGCAGCUCUUCUGUUCCAUGAUCGAUGUGGUGGUUUUGAACACUUCAGUAGUUUACGAAAUGACCCAGAGUGGAGGAAAAUAUGAUUUCUAUAUUGGUCUCGUGUUGGCUAUGAGCUCCAGCAUUUUCAUUGGAGGGAGUUUCAUCCUAAAAAAGAAGGGUCUCCUCCGACUGGCCAGGAAGGGCUCCAUGAGAGCAGGUCAAGGUGGUCAUGCAUAUCUUAAAGAGUGGCUGUGGUGGGCUGGACUUCUGUCAAUGGGAGCUGGUGAAGUAGCUAACUUUGCUGCUUAUGCAUUUGCACCAGCUACAUUAGUGACUCCAUUGGGAGCUCUCAGUGUUCUUGUAAGUGCCAUUCUUUCAUCUUAUUUUUUAAAUGAAAAACUUAAUCUGCAUGGAAAAAUUGGAUGUUUGUUAAGUAUAUUGGGGUCAACUGUGAUGGUCAUUCAUGCUCCACAAGAAGAGGAGGUAGAAACUUUGAAUGAAAUGUCCCACAAGCUAGGAGAUCCAGGUUUUGUGGUUUUUGCAACACUUGUCUUCAUUGUGUCCUUAAUACUGAUAUUUGUGGUAGGACCUCGCCAUGGACAGAGCAACAUUCUUGUGUACAUAACAAUCUGCUCUGUCAUUGGAGCAUUGUCAGUCUCCUGUGUGAAAGGCUUGGGCAUCACUAUCAAAGAACUUAUUGCAGGAAAACCUGUGCUAAAACAUCCUUUGUCCUGGAUUCUGCUGCUAAGUCUUAUCGUUUGUGUGAGCACACAGAUCAACUAUUUAAACAGAGCUCUGGAUAUAUUCAACACUUCCAUAGUGACUCCAAUAUAUUAUGUAUUCUUUACAACAUCUGUUUUAACUUGUUCUGCUAUUCUUUUCAAGGAGUGGCAACAUAUGUCUGCCGCUGACAUUAUUGGCACCUUCAGUGGUUUUCUCACAAUCAUUGUGGGGAUCUUUUUAUUGCAUGCCUUUAAAGAUGUAAAUUUCACUCUAGCAAAUCUGCCUGUCUCCUUGCGGAAAGAUGACAGAGCAGUCAAUGGCACUCUGCCAACCACAUAUGAAUGCUUUAAUCAUGAUGAAGAAAGCUCAACCUGCGUAGGUGAAAUACAAUCCAGUGAGAAUGUCCCGUCUAGGAGAAAUGGAAGUCUGGCAGCAUUCUGAAAAUGUGUUAAGAACAAUUCUGUAACUUUUGUUUUGCUGUAAAAUGUUUGAAUUUGGAAGCAGAUGAUGUACUUGAACAAUAUGUAAAGACAAUCGUAAAUUUUUAGGUUUGAUUAGUUUGGACCAAGAAUAGUGAUGGAGUUUUAAUUUGCCUUAUUUUUACUUUAAAAAGACACACUGCAGUGACCUCAGUACAUGGUUUGGUUUUGUUGCUCUUAAGUUAUCUGUGUAAACUUGUAAAUAUUUUUAAUUUGAAUUUUCCAUUUUAAAAACUUAUUGCACUAAUAACAAUUUUAACUAUAUCAAAAAUAAAUUGCUUUAAUUUUG
Gopherus evgoodei (Goodes thornscrub tortoise) is the source of this 1669-nucleotide messenger RNA. It is a transcript of the gene NIPA2, whose product is annotated as NIPA magnesium transporter 2. NCBI's taxonomy places the organism in Eukaryota, Metazoa, Chordata, Testudines, Testudinidae. The transcript has 6 exons. Bases 215 to 1342 code for a protein of 375 amino acids. Gene Ontology annotation, molecular function: magnesium ion transmembrane transporter activity. Gene Ontology annotation, biological process: magnesium ion transport. Gene Ontology annotation, cellular component: membrane. The record is from RefSeq and is a predicted model, not a curated record.